Molecule: messenger RNA, 2365 nt
Organism: Castor canadensis (American beaver)
Lineage: Eukaryota; Metazoa; Chordata; Mammalia; Rodentia; Castoridae
Gene: Dipk2a
Product: divergent protein kinase domain 2A
Biological process (GO): cardiac muscle cell proliferation; regulation of phosphatidylinositol 3-kinase/protein kinase B signal transduction
Cellular component (GO): COPI vesicle coat
Source: RefSeq, a predicted model, not a curated record
AUGUGGCGCUUGGUGCCCCCGAAGCUGGGCCGCCUGUCCCGCUCGCUGAAGCUGGCGGCGCUGGGCAGCCUGUUGGUGCUGAUGGUGCUGCACUCGCCGUCGCUGCUGGCGUCCUGGCAGCGCAACGAGCUGGCCGACCGGCGCUUCCUGCAGCUCAAUAAGUGCCCGGCGUGCUUCGGCACGAGCUGGUGCCGCCGCUUCCUGAACGGGCAGGUGGUGUUCGAGGCGUGGGGCCGCCUGCGCCUGCUGGACUUCCUUAACGUGAAGAACGUCUACUUCGCGCAGUACGGCGAGCCCCGCGAGGGCGGCCGUCGCCGAGUGGUGCUCAAGCGCCUCGGCUCGCAGCGCGAGCUGGCGCAGCUCGACCAGAGCAUCUGCAAGCGGGCCACCGGCCGGCCCCGCUGCGACCUGCUGCAGGCCAUGCCCCGCACCGAGUUCGCGCGGCUCAACGGCGACGUGCGGCUGCUCACGCCCGAGGCGGUGGAGGGCUGGUCGGACCUGGUGCACUGCCCCUCGCAACGCCUGCUCGAUCGCCUGGUGCGCCGCUAUGCCGAGACCAAGGACUCGGGCAGCUUCCUGCUCCGCAACCUCAAGGACUCGGAGCGGAUGCAGCUGCUGCUCACGCUGGCCUUCAACCCCGAGCCGCUGGUGCUACAGAGUUUUCCAUCUGAUGAAGGUUGGCCAUUUGCAAAAUAUCUUGGAGCUUGUGGAAGAACGGUGGCUGUGAAUUAUGUCGGAGAAGAACUGUGGAGCUACUUCAAUGCACCGUGGGAGAGACGAGUUGACCUAGCUUGGCAGUUAAUGGAAAUAGCAGAGCAGCUCACAAACAAUGACUUUGAAUUUGCACUCUACCUCCUGGACGUCAGCUUUGACAACUUUGCAGUUGGUCCUCGAGAUGGGAAGGUAAUCAUCGUGGAUGCUGAAAAUGUUUUAGUUGCUGACAAAAGAUUAAUUAGACAAAAUAAGCCUGAAAAUUGGGAUGUAUGGUAUGAAAGCAAAUUUGAUGACUGUGAUAAGGAGGCUUGCUUAUCAUUUUCAAAAGAAAUUCUUUGUGCUCGUGUCACUGUGGACCACAAUUAUUAUGCUGUUUGUCAAAACCUCUUAUCCAGACAUGCCACUUGGCGUGGCACUUCUGGAGGACUACUUCAUGAUCCACCAAGUGAAAUUGCCAAAGAUGGCCGCCUGGAGGCCUUGCUGAAUGAGUGUGCCAACCCAAAGAAGCGCUAUGGGAGAUUCCAGGCAGCAAAAGAACUGCGUGAAUACCUGGCACAAUUAAGUAACAAUGUGAGGUAGUCUAUGGUGAACUUUUUUUUUCCCCUCCAUUUAAGUAGCACUGGCAAAACUAAACCACCAAAAACUACGUGGAAAAACACAAUUUGGAAGAAUUACCUUCAGAGGAGAAUAACUUGCACUGACAGAUCUUAUGUUAGCAUCCAUCAAAUAAAACAUUACCGUGCUUCGGAACUCACAGGAUGCUUGUGCAGAUCAGUGCGCUCUUACACAGUGGAGACUUGAGGUAUCAUUGACUGCUUCCCUCCCCCAUGCCUGAGUGGCUUCAUGAACAUUGCUAAGCUAUUGGAAAGGAGUCUGAUAGUUGCACUGGCUUGUGUAUCAAAGGGUACUUGGUACUUAGUUUGCAUUGCUAUCAUGAUUUUGUGAACCUCUUGCAUUUACUUUGAAUGUCAAAUUAGAUCGGCCUGUUUUAUAGGCCACUUUUUCCUUCUGAUGUAUAGGGGUUUUUUCCUGUUUUUUGUUUUGUUUUGUUUUUUAAUUAAAUUUUAAACAUUCAGGUUACUGUAGGUGUUUGUUUAAAUUUUAACUAGUUUUCGUUCAGUGCUAUGCGGUACAUAUUUACUGUUAGGGCAGGAUUCCCAGGUUUACUGUGUUUUUUUCAGAAAACUGAAUAUUUUAUUAUGUAAAUAAUUUUUCCUUGUCUUCUAUGGUUUCAUCCUUGCAUGGUAUCAUUUCAGGUUAUUUAAGGGUUAUAUCCCUCUACUCCAGUAAUUGUAAGUACACUGAACAUGAAGGUUAGCAUAUGCUACAAAAUGUCAUUUCAUCCUUUACUAAAAGGCUUUAACAAGAGAAUACUCGCAAUCUACAUUUUAAUGGUAAUUUUGGUUGAGAAAAAAAAUGUAACCCAGUAUUUUAAAAAUGCUAACUAGUCCAAGAUAGUAAUACAUAUGCCAAAGAAAUACUAGAUCUAGUCCUAUGUUUAGAAUUUAAAAUAGAAUUUGGUCACCUUCUUACACGUCUUACCUUACUUCCAAUAUUUUACCUCUGUCAUUAUUAAAUUCACACUUCCCUGGUUAUUCUUUAAUAUUGACAGUUAAGCUACUGCUUUCAAAAAUAUGUAACUUAAAGAUAU